Schistosoma spindalis is the source of this 2961-nucleotide messenger RNA. The record is from the annotation of a GenBank genome assembly. Lineage: Eukaryota; Metazoa; Platyhelminthes; Trematoda; Strigeidida; Schistosomatidae.
AUGGUAUCAAAUUACUUUCUAAUAAAGCCCCUAGAUAAUCAAAUAUCCUGCCGUGAUAACUCCCAGCAGUCAAUAAUCGACGCUUUAAGACGACAGCAAGAGUUAUGCAAAAUAUCUCGUGCCAAGAAAGCAAAUACUAUUGAAGCGUACUUCUCACAGUCUGUGAAACCUAAGAAGAAUGUAGUUUCCGUUGAUGAUUUCUUCGGAUCAUCUGAAAAAAAAUCAAAUGCUAAGCCUUCUGCUGUCGUCAGCACACCACCUCAUUCACCCAUGGAGAUCAUCCCGGAUACACCAAUAUUAUCUCCGAAAACACCUUUGGGGAUCAAAGAAAGUCAUAAAAUCUCACCCCAAAUCAGUGCUAUCUCGGAGAGUGUGAAGACAACUAGUAAUGAAACGUCAUCCAUGGCUAAUGAGUCUCUUAAUGAUAGCACUGAUACUGCUGUAAAAGAUCGAAAGCAUUUUUGGGCUUACAAAGCUCGCGAUGGUCCUCGCAGCCUUGGGUCAAGAGAAAUUCCUAAGGGAACUCCGGAUUGUUUAAAGGGACUAAAUUUUCUCAUCACCGGAAUACUGGAGUGUAUUGAACGAGAGGACGCUGCAAAUCUUAUUCAGAAUUGUGGUGGAAAAGUCUUAAAAACUUUAGGUAAAAAGACUGAUUAUCUCGUUGUCGGACGUGAACCUGGUGCAGCCAAAAUCGAGAAGGCUAACAAUUUGAAAAUUAAGCAGAUUACAGAAGAACAUCUUUUUGAAAUGAUAGAAAAGUCCAGUAAUAUUCCUCUUGUAAAUCAUAAAUCGAGUGUAUCCAGCUCGGAAUCUUCCAAGAAAUUGGAGCCUGUAAAUGCAAACAAUAGUAAACAAAAUUUAAAAAGUCCUAAAAAAUCCCCUAAGAAGAAUCAAUCUACCAAAUCACCGGAUAAUGCUCCUGAAUCUCAUAAACAUGAAUCUCCGAAUAAAUAUGCAGGAAAAUCUGUUAUGUCCUCAUGUAAUGAACUUCCUCUGACUGCACGUCCUGUUUUAACUAAUAAUUCAACAUUCAAUAAUAAAACUGAUCGAAUUCAUAGCAGUAGUUUAUCCAAAACUCCUACUAAUGUUAUUGAUAAGCAAGAUUCCCUGUUCAAAGAGAUGGGUUCGAAGUUGUCUGAAUUAUGGGUUGACAAGUAUAAACCAACGUCAAUUCGUUCACUGAUUGGUCAAAACGGUGCACAAAGUCCAGCAAAUCGACUUUUAAAUUGGCUAUCUUCCUGGCAUUCGAAUUUUUCAGCAGGUUUAAAAGCGAAGGCUUACUCAAGUGCGCCUCCAUGGGGCCCGUCAUCUAGUGAUGAUGGGAGGUGGGCGCGCGCAGCACUUCUUUCGGGACCUCCAGGGAUCGGCAAAACAUCAACAGCUAUUUUAGUAUGCAAAGAACUCGGUUAUACUUAUUGCGAAUUUAAUGCAUCUGAUUGUCGAUCCAAGCGGUGUUUAAGUGAAGAAAUAGGACAGUCUUUGGGUUUACGAAAUUUGUCACAUAUGGCUUUUGGUCAAGCAUCAACAUUGAAUUCUGGUCAUCACGUUUUAAUUAUGGACGAAGUAGAUGGUAUGGCUGGUAAUGAAGACCGUGGAGGAAUGCAAGAACUUAUUAACAUGAUUAAAAUGACUCAAUUACCUAUUAUUUGUAUGUGUAAUGAUCGUCAGGCUAUAAAAAUACGCUCUCUGGCUAACUAUUGUCUCGAUUUAAGAUUUCAUCGUCCACGAGUUGAACAAAUCAAGUCAGCAGUAUUGUCUAUUGCUUGCAAAGAAAAUGUGAAUUUACCUCCGGAUGUAUUAACAAAUAUUAUCGAUUCUAGUAAUCAUGAUAUUAGACAGGUAAUUAAUAAUGUUCAAAUGUGGUGUAGUUCUGGUUUAAUUGAUUCGGAAGGAUUAAAAGCGGAUGCACUAGGUGCACGUAAAGAUCUACACUUAAAUGCAUUUGAUGUGAUUCGUAAAGUUUUUGCACCGGAUAUUUCUGGUUCCCAAGGCAGUGUUGCUACAUUCAAUGAAAGUUUAGAUUUAUUUUUUCAAGAUUACAAUUUAAUUCCUUUGUUUGUUGAGGAAAAUUACCUUAAUGUUAGAGUUCAUAAUACCCAUGACGAUAAAAAAAUUUUGCAACUAAUGUCUCAAGCAGCGUCUGACAUCGCCACGGCAGAUAUCAUUUCAUCUACUAUCAGAUCAUCACGUACGGGAUCGUGGUCUUUAUUACCUGUUCAAGGUGUGUUCAGUACAGUUUCACCUGGUCGUACUCUUCGUGGCUCUUUACCUGGUGGUCCAGGUGGUGUUUCAUUUCCAUCUUGGUUUGGUAAGAACAGUACACAAAGCCGUAUCAAUCGAACUACUUCGGAAUUAGCUGCACAUUUACGAUUAGCAACUCAUUGUGGUUCAUCAAAUCCGCUUACAUUAUUGCUAGAUUAUGCUACACCAAUCUCUGAACUUAUCACUCGUCCACUUAAAGAAGCUAACAAUAUUUCGUUAUUAUCAAUGGCAACUAAUUCAAAACUGCGUAUUGGUACACAUGAUGGACGAUUGCAUUCAGAUGAAAUACUUGCAUGUGCAAUGCUUAAACAUUUACCGGAAUACUCAAAUGCUGAGAUUAUACGCACGAGAGAUUCAAGUGUUUUGUCAACGUGUGAUAUCGUCGUUGAUGUUGGUGGUGUAUUCGAUGCUGAAAAUCAUUUAUACGAUCAUCAUCAAAGAGAAUUCAAUCUUACUUAUAAAGAUUUUUAUCCGAAUUGUGAUUGGGAUAUAAAAUUAAGUAGUGCAGGUCUGAUAUACGUUCAUUUCGGUCGAAAAAUACUAAGUUGUAUACUUGGUAGAGAUGAAAAUACUAUGGAUCCAUUGGUGACGGCACUUUUUGAUAAGAUGUAUAGUUCAUUUAUUGUUGAGAUAGACGCCAUCGACAAUGGUGUUCCAAUGGCAACAACACCUUUAAAGUUGUUUGAAUUUUUAAAUUGA